Eucalyptus grandis is the source of this 1119-nucleotide messenger RNA. RefSeq names its product nudix hydrolase 2. Lineage: Eukaryota; Viridiplantae; Streptophyta; Magnoliopsida; Myrtales; Myrtaceae. The transcript is spliced from 8 exons. Gene Ontology annotation, molecular function: ADP-ribose diphosphatase activity; NADH pyrophosphatase activity; NAD binding. The record is from RefSeq and is a predicted model, not a curated record. Bases 15 to 869 code for a protein of 284 amino acids.
UCGGGCAGAUUCCAAUGCUCGAUGGGUUUGAGAAUUCAUAUGGAGGAUUCACUGUGGAGGUGAAGGAGCGUAUGGAUGCUGAUGUGUUUGCCCCCUUGUUCCGAGCUUCAACAUCAAGCUGGAAACUACAGGGGAAGAAGGGUGUCUGGCUCAAAUUGCCCCGGGAAUAUUCACAUCUUGCUGACAUUAUAGUGAAGGAAGGAUUCAAGUACCAUCAUGCUGAACCAAGUCACUUUAUUCUUGUCUGCUGGCUUCCCUUGACCCCUGAUACCGUUGCUGUGAAUGCUUCACGUAGGAUCGGCGUCGGUGCUUUCGUCUUGAAUAAUAAAAGAGAGGUGCUUGUAGUCCAAGAGCGUAAUGGAAUGUUCCAAGAUACGGGUGUGUGGAAACUCCCCACUGGAGUUCUGAAUGAGGGUGACAGUAUAUGUCAUGCAGUUGUCAAGGAAGUUAAGGAAGAGAUGGGAGUAGACACUAAAUUCGUGGAAGUCCUCUGUUUCAGACAAAGCCAUAAAUCAUUCUUCACCAAAUCAGAUCUGUUCUUCCUGUGUGUGCUUCAGGCAGAAUCUGCUACAACUGAGGAACAGGAUGUAGAGAUCAAGGCAGCAAAGUGGAUGCCAAUUGAGGAGUACGCAGCACAACCUUUUGUCGUUGAAAACAAGCAAUUCAAUUUCAUGGCGAAUAUAUGCUUGGCAAAGGCUGAUAAUUGCUACCCGGGUUCUGCUGUUUUGGCCACAACUGCUGGGGUGGCAGAAGGACUUCCAUCUACUGCAAUAACCCCGAAAUUGAGGAUAACUUGGCAAGUUGUGUGUAAUUCCUGGAUUGUGAUGCGGAAUUUCUUCCUUGGACCCAGGCCUACUGGGCCGUGUUGAUCCCAACUGCUGAUCAUGUGGGCCUCUAUGUAGGUCCCACAAAUUCAGAGGUUAGGGGCUCACUGUUUUUCUCAUCUUCAAUUCGUAGACUAAAAUCUUGUGUUUUGCCUGUGUUGCCAAUGUCUGGCCUUUUUCAGCCCUUGGAAUAAUGUAAAAUGAUGGUUGGUCUAUAGCUCGCCAUCAGAUAUUUGACUCUGGUAAGAAUGUUCUCUUGAUAGUUCGGCACUAAGAAAUGUGACUCUGCUUUUGA